Messenger RNA from Dermatophagoides pteronyssinus (European house dust mite), 7159 nucleotides. It is a transcript of the gene Rme-8, whose product is annotated as receptor mediated endocytosis 8. Gene Ontology annotation, cellular component: endosome membrane. Gene Ontology annotation, biological process: endosome organization; receptor-mediated endocytosis; regulation of early endosome to late endosome transport. The record is from RefSeq and is a predicted model, not a curated record. Lineage: Eukaryota; Metazoa; Arthropoda; Arachnida; Sarcoptiformes; Pyroglyphidae.
UUAAGUUGUUGCUGUGUUUGUUUCUCUCUGUGAUUAAACCAUCGAUUGAUGUUACGUUUAGUCAUUUUUGUUUGUUUGUUUGUUGUCAUCAUUUGCUUAUUAUAAAUUUGAAAUAAAAUUUAUUUCGAAAAAAUAAAUCGCCCACAUCUGAUUAUCUAAUGAAUUUUUCUUUAAUCUCUAUAUAUAUUUACUUUGUUCAUAACAAAUGAAUUCAAAAACCGAAUUUAAAAAUGGUUCCCGUUAUUUUGUCAUUAAAAGCCAUCAAUGGCGUGGAAACCUACGACGAUUAUUGGUCAUCGAACCACCGAAUGUUGCAACAUAUGAUCUGGCUGAAUAUAAACUAACAAAUAGUUAUUAUUGUAAUGAUAUUCGAGAAUUUCAUCCAAUUAUCAGUGAUGAAGAAUCAAUGACAGUUAUGACCGGUGCUGAUCAAUUUUUUCUUAUAAAUUUUCCAAAUAAUAAAAUGAAAUUUAAAUCAAAAUAUCGUUCAGAUAUAUUGACUGAUCUAUUCAAAACAUGUCCAAAUAUAUUACCAAAAUAUUCGGAAAAUGUUCGACGAUAUAAUGUUUUAAAACAUCGUUGGAAUGGUGAAAAUUAUAAAGUUGUUCUUGAAAUUGGAAUAUACGGUGUGAAUAAAAUUCAUUCGAAAACUAAUCAAAUUCUUUCAUCAUAUGAUUAUAAAGAUAUUUAUCGUUUAAUUCAUGUACGUGAUUCAACAUUUGGACCAGCUAUUAUAAUAUCGACUACAGAAAAUGAAUAUCUUCAUUUAUUCAUUAUGCAAGAUGGUAAUAAUUCACAAGAAAUGAUUGAUAGAAUUCGUUUAAUAGCAAGAAAAAAUAUUGGCGUUGUAAUUCCAUUAUCAAAUGAACCGAUGACAUUUUCAAAUUUUCAGGAAAAUUGUUUCGGUAUACCGAGAUCAGCAUUGUCUUUACCAAUUCAUUCAUUUAUUGUGAAUAAAAUUAAAACAAAUCAAAUGUUAAUGAAUAUUAAUGGUUCAAUGGAAGAAUGUAAAAAAAUAAUGUUAGCAUUCACCGAUAAUUGCCUAAUUGAACGAGAUUCAACAACAAAUACAUUGAUUAAUGUUAGACGUUUGAUUGAUGUUUAUUCUAUCGUACGACCAAUAAAUCAUUCACAAAAAUUUGCCAUACUUUAUCUAAAUGGUGAUUGUCGUUUUUAUACAUCAACUGAACGUGAUUCAUUAUUAGCAUCAUUAAUGGAUAGUGUACGAUCAUCGGGUAAUGCUAAUGUAUCAAUAAAAUUAGAUUAUAAUCAUCAUAAAGUGAUCUCACAACCAGAAAUUGAAGUUGCACGUUUUAUUAAUUCACGUAAUAAAGAUCUAAUACAAGCGUUGGAAUUUUUUAUUGAAACAAGUUUUUUUGCUAUUAAUGGUAAUGUUUUUGAAAAUGAAUCCACUAAACGUAAUCAAAAAGAACAGGAAAAAUUUAUACAUGGUGCUAUUAGUGAAUUAUUAUUUGAAGAUCAUUGUGAUCAAGAAUUGAUUGAAUUCAAUACAAAAUUAUUGGUAUUGAAAAAUUUAUUUACAACACGUGCCGGUUUUGCAUAUUUUAUUGGUCCGGAUAAAAAAUAUAAAUCAAUAGAAAUUGAACAAUUAUUUCGAAAAGUAAAGAAAGCUUUUGAUAAAGAAAAUGAUGUCAUUAUUUUUACUGUUAUCGAUAUGUUAUCCACUUUGAUGCAACCGGUUCAUGAUGAAAAUGAUCUGUUUUAUGAACAGAAAAACAAAGGAUUUUUGUUAAGUUCGAAAAAUUUUCUACCACUUAUACUGGAUUUAAUGCGUUAUCAUAUCAAUAAAGGAACCGGUGCAUUAAUCAUAUCAGCUAUAUUGGAUUUUCUUACCUAUGCACUUUGUGCUCCAUAUAGUGAAACAACUGAUGGUGGCCAUUUUGAUCAAUUAUUAAAUCUAGUAUCACAAUAUGGUCGUUGUCUGUUUCGUCUUUUUGAUCAUCAAUCAUUAUCGAUUGUAAAGGCAACCUGUUUAUUGAUGAAAGCUAUGAUUGAAGAAGGUAAUCCAAAAAUUGCUAAUGAAAUGCAAAAAUUAGCAUUAGCUGAAGGUACAUUUUUAUUUCAUCUACAUGCAUCACUUUAUCCAAUUGUUACGCGUGAGAAAUUUUUACCAAUUCAAAUUCUAUCAAGAAAAUUAAUUUCUUUAUGGACUGUUGAUAAUGAUAUUGGUUGGUCUAUAUUGCAGAAUAUUUUUCCUUUGGGAUUGUUGAAUUAUUUUGAAUCAAAAGAACAACCACCAGCCGAUACAAUGGCUGCACUUAAUUCUCGAGAUAAUUUAAAAAUUGCUCAAGAUAUUUCACAGAAACCGAUAUCAAAUUUACAGAAAAUUCGUGAUCAAUAUGCUGUUGUUCGUAAUGUUGAAAGACAUCUUGAAAAUGCAUUCAAUCAUUGGCGCAAACGAAUCGGAAUUGUAUCGACUGUUGUUGGUAGUACUGGUGAUUCUAUUCAUCCUAUCGUAUUACGACGACGUCGUGAAUAUUUAAAAUCACCACUAAAUUGGAAUAUGUUUUUCUAUCAAUUUACACAGAAUCAUUCGAAACCAGAUUUAAUUUGGAAUUAUAAAACACGUGAAGAACUUCGAGAAUCAUUGGAAAAGGAAAUUACUUUUCUCAAAAAUGAACGUGAAUUACAUUCUGUUCAAUUAUUAUCAUGGAAUUUUGAUGAAUUUGAGGUUCAUUAUGUUUCUUUGGAUGAAGAACUUAAAAUUGGCAACUAUUAUCUUCGAUUAUUGUUAAGUCAAGGAUCAUCAUCAUCGACAACCGAUAUUGAUGAAUCAUUAUAUAUUAAAUCGCCUAUUGAAUUUUUCAAUGCACUUUAUCAUCGAUUUUUAUCCAAUUCAAAUGUUCAAAUGAAAGCCGAUUGUCUUCAGGCUAUGUCAAUUAUCUAUGAAAAAUAUGAUGAAGAAAUCGGUUCCUUUAGUGAUGUUACUUUUCUUCUAAACAUUCUACAUGAUUGUCGAAAUCGAACAUUACGUGAUCGAAUUGUACAGUUUAUUGGAAAAAUUAUCAAACAACAGACAAACAUUCGUACAUUACUUCGUUCUGAUGGUCUAUUAAUAUUGAUUGAUUUGGCUACGCUUUCACAUUUACAUGUAAAUCGUGCUGUUAUACCAACACAAACAAAUGUUAUCGAAGCAUCACCAGAAAUGUCACGUGAUUCAAUGGAAAAAGAAUGGCAUGUAUCAAAAGAUGAGGCAAUAAGUUUUGCCGAUUUAAAAGAUCUCUGGAAAGAUGAUAAAAUAUCGGGUGAUACAAAAUGCUGGGCACAAGGUUAUAAUUCAUGGCGUAAAAUUUCAGAAAUUGCUCAACUUAAAUGGACUUUAAUGGCCGAAGGAUUAUCAAUAUUUCAGGAAAAUAAUAUGACCAUCUAUAUUCUGGAUACAUUGAUACGAAUUUGUGAACGUUAUCCUAGCCGUACUGUACCGGAUAAUGCAAUCAUACGACCUAUUCCAAAAGUUAAACAAAUUCUAUCCGAUGAAAGUUGUCUACCACAUAUUGUUCAUCUUUUACUUACAUUCGAUCCGGUAAUUGUUGAACGAAUUGCAACUUUAAUUUAUCUGAUCAUCGAAGAUAAUCCACGAAUUUCACUUCUUUAUCAAACCGGUCUGUUUUAUUUUAUUUUAAUGUAUACUGGAUCGAAUAUAUUACCAAUUAGUCGUGUUCUUCAUCUAACACAUAUGAAACAAUCGUUUAAAAGUGAUGAUCAAAAUCAAACCGUACUACAACGUAGUAUAUUAAGUCAAAUGAUACCUGAAGCAAUGGUUUGUUAUCUAGAAAAUUAUGGACCUGAAGAAUUUUCCAAAGUAUUCCUCGGUGAAUUCGAUACACCUGAAGUGAUUUGGAAUUAUGAAAUGCGUCGUUUUAUGAUUGAAAAAAUAUCUGCACAUAUUGUUGAUUUUAGUCCAAGAUUAUAUUCAAAUGUACGUGCCAUUUAUCAAUAUUGUCCAAUUCCACCUAUUCGUUAUCAACAAUUGGAAAAUGAAUUAUUUUGUAAUAUUUAUUAUUUGAAAAAUUUAUGCGAUACAAAACGAUUUAAUGAUUGGAAAAUCAAAGAUCCUGUUACAUUUUUACGUGAUAUAUUGGAAAUGUGGAAAUUAGAGAUAUCGAAAAAACCAAAUUCAAUGCAAAUAGAAGAUGCAUUUGAAAUAUUGGGCAUAAAAGAUUAUAAUGGACCAUUGAAUGGUCAUGAAUUUGAAAGUAUGAUACGUAAACGUUAUUAUACACAAGCACAACGUUAUCAUCCGGAUAAAAAUGCUGAUGGUCGUGAAAUGUUUGAAAAAGUUAAUGAAGCAUAUUAUUUUUUAUUCAAUGCUAAACAUAAAUCUAAUGGUCCUGAUAUACAGAAUAUUAUAUUGAUAUUGAAAACACAAAGUAUAUUGUUUUCACGUUAUAAUGUUGAAUUAUAUCAAUAUAAAUAUGCUGGUUAUCCAAUGUUAUUGAAAACAUUAGAAUUAGAAUUGAAUGAUCAAUAUCUAUUUUCAAAAACUGAUUCACUUUUAGCACAUGCAUGUAAAACUGUUUAUUAUACAGUAAAAUGUUCGGCAUUGAAUGCCGAAGAAUUGCGAAGAGAAAAUGGUUUACAAAUGCUUUAUGAUAUAUUGAAUCGUUGUGUAUCGGUAUUAUCAUCAUCAUCAAAAUCAAAAGAUUUAUGUACUAAAGUUUGUAAAUAUAUUAUAUCAACAUUUGGUGUAUCGGCCGAAUUUCCAGCAUGUCGUUCAUUUUUCUAUGAAAUGACUUCAUUGGCUAAGAAUAUAUUCUAUAUUCUUAAUUAUAAACAUUUAACAAAAUUAUCAAUGGCUGCAAUCGAUUGUGUUAUUUAUUUUUCAAAUGAUCCAUAUUUACAAAUGUUAUUAUUUAAAUCGGGUUGUCUAUUCAGUUUGAUACAAUUCAUAUUCAAAUAUGAUUAUACAUUGGAAGAAAAUGCUGAAUCUAUUGGGGCAAAUGAAAAAGUUAGCAAACAAUUUGUUGCCAAUUCAUUGGCUAAAAAAAGUCUUUCAGCUUGUGUUGCAUUGUUUGAAAAUCGUUUUGAUCGUGCACAAGGUUUAGAAGAUAAAUCAUUAUUAGAUGAUUAUUCACUUAUACGUCAAGCAAUCUAUUCACUUCUUACACCUUAUAUUGCUAAUCAAUUAAAUAUGGAAGCUGUACCGGAAUUAUUAAAAUUAAUCAAUUCAAAUAUUGAAAAUCCAUAUUUUAUCUGGAAUAAUGCAUCACGUGCUGAACUAUUGAAUUAUUUACAAACACAGGAAAAAGAAUUAUUACGUAGCGGUGUUUGUAUGGAUGAAUCAUUUGGUACAAAAUUUGUUUAUAGUUGCCAUAAAGAAGAGCUUAUUAUUAGCGAUAUAUUUGUACGAAUAUAUAAUAAACAACCAAAUUAUCCAUUGAAUAAUGUUAAACAAUUUGUAUUGGCUUUAUUGGAUAAUAUUGGAACGAAUGCACAAUAUUUACAUGCAGUAAAUGCUAUAUCAUUUCCAACUAAAGAUGAUUUUAAAUUGGAUGAACAACGUCGUAAUACUAUUGAACAAUGUUUAACAGCAUUGAUUAAUUUAUUAAAUUAUAAUGCCGGUAUUGAACAUUGUUUUGUUGGACAUUUUCGUAAUAUUUUCAGUUUAUUACGUUUAGAAUCGGAACCAGAAAUUCAAUCAUUAGUGUUACGAUUAUUGAUGAAAUUAUCUACAAAUAAAGAUUGUAUUCAGGAUAUAUCUAAUUCAAAUGUUUUGAUUAAUUUAUUACUAAUGUUACAUAUUACAACAAGAAUUACUGAACAACAAUCAAAAUCAUAUUUGGAUAUUUUGGAAAUAUUAUUAUCAUUCACUACAAACAGUGAUUUGGUUAAAGAAGGUAUUGGAAAAGGUAUUCUUCUUUAUGUUCUUCAACUAUUCAUCAUGCCUAAUUUCAAUGCUGUACGUGAAAAAGCUGCACAAUUGUUGAUUAAAAUAACUGGCGAUGUUGUUAAUGGCCAAUAUUCAUCAUGGGUAUUGUCACAUUUUUUACCAACAUUAUUUUUCAAUGCUAUGAAAGAUGCACCACAGAAUGCUAUCAAUCUUUAUGAUGAAAAUAAAGAAAAUCCAGAAUUAAUUUGGACAGAAGAUGCAAGAUUACGGCUAAAUAAACAUGUUAGAGAUCUUAUUGAAGACCUUUAUACAUUACAGAUAUCUAAUCCAUCACAUUUAUGGAAAUUUAAUGCCAAUUGUGAAUUCAAAUAUUCAUUGGAUGAUGAUGAAUUUAAAAUAUCUGGUGUUUAUCUUCGACUAUAUAAUAAAAGUCCCGGUUGGAUUCUUAGUCGACCAAAAGAAUUUCUAUUGGAUUUGUUGGAAUAUGCCAAAAAUGUUUGUGAUAAAUCCUCCGAUAUUGAUGAAGGAAAACUUGAAAUGGUCAAUAAUGCAUUGCACAUUCUGUUGACAACACAAUCGGAUCUUCUCAUUCUUAUACCUCCUACUGGUUAUAUUCAAAUAUUUAUCAAUAAAUUGGACAAUAAUAAUUUGAAUAUAUCAAAAACGUGCCUAUCGUUAAUACAUAAAUUUUCAUUGAAUUCGGCCUGUCUAAACGAUAUGAUUGUAACCGGUAAAUUAGCUAAAAAUUUUAAUUCAAUCAUCGAAACACAUCCAACUUUGAUCGAAUUAUUAUGUGAUUCAAUGGUGAAAAUAUUCGAAGCUAAAAAUGAAGAAUUUAUACAUCAAUCAAUCAAUACUGGUUUGAUUAAUAAUCUAUUAAAAGUACUCGAUUCGAAUGCUAGUCAAUCAACAAAAGCAAAAGUUGUACAAAUGUUUCAAACAGCACUUGAUUCGGAAUAUAAUUCACAGAUAAGUGAAGUUUUGAAUAAUUCGAAUAUUUGGAAAGAAUUUAAAGAUCAAAAACAUGAUCUUUUUAUUGCCAGUAAUAAUGCUACUCAUCUUUUAACAAAUUCCACUGUCAAUAUUGCCGGUUAUCUGAAACAAAGUUCGACAAAAACUUUACCAUUGGUACCACCACCGAUUGAAGAAUAAGAUUAGCCGAAUAAGAUUUUAAUAAUUGAUUUAAUUUUGUGAUUUUGGUUCCAAUUGAAAAAAAAAGAUUUUUAUCCGAAUCAAUAAUGGUCAUCAUUGGUCUUUACUUUUUUUCCGCUAUAUACACAUGCCGGUUAUAUCUGUUCUCUAUAAUAU